Molecule: messenger RNA, 729 nt
Organism: Stylophora pistillata
Lineage: Eukaryota; Metazoa; Cnidaria; Anthozoa; Scleractinia; Pocilloporidae
Product: origin recognition complex subunit 3-like
Biological process (GO): DNA replication initiation; DNA replication
Cellular component (GO): DNA replication preinitiation complex; nuclear origin of replication recognition complex; nuclear pre-replicative complex
Molecular function (GO): DNA replication origin binding
Source: RefSeq, a predicted model, not a curated record
GAGUGUGACCAACUACCUGUGAAGCUGACGUAACGCGCCCGCAAAAAUUUGGAUUACCUUGAAAGCAUGGCGGAGGAUACUAGCUCAGUUUCCAAGGGCUGCUUUCUGAUCAAGAAAUCAUCGGCUCGCACUCCAAGAAAGCGUCAUGCAGAGGACAUAUUUCCAGAUGUCGCUGGAGAAAAUACAGCCCAUCGCAAGCAGAGAUGUGAAAACUAUAAAAAGUGUUGGGAAUCUAUUAAAUAUGAAAUUGAGGUUCUGCAGUCACAGAUGAACAGUAAAAUAUUUUCUGACCUCCUGGAAUUUUUUAAGAGGAAACAGAGUGUAAAAUCAUCAGAAAUUGGAAGGACCAGUGUCAUACAAGAAAUACCUACAGCUGCUUUGAUAACUGGUGUAAAUAUGCCAGACCACGAUGUAGUAUUCUCUCAGUUAGCCACUGAAUUAAACAGCCAUGUGACUCCAUUUGUUGCUUUACUGAGGUCCAAAGACUGCACAGUUAUGAAAGCAACAAUGAAGAAUGUGAUAUCACAGUUCAUUGGUUGUGAUGUACAUGAUGGGGAUGAUUUGUUUCCUUCAGAACAAGCCAAGAAAAUAAGCAGUUUUACAAUGCCUGUACUCUGCCAUUGGUACCAGAAAAUGAUCAAGUACAGCUAUCCAAAGAGAAGACAGAAUGACGCUGAUGGCUACAUUGGAAUAAAAGAUCAUAAGAAAGCCUGCGAUAAGUUUAAUUAG